This is a messenger RNA of Malus domestica (apple), 1475 nucleotides long. The record is from RefSeq and is a predicted model, not a curated record. Lineage: Eukaryota; Viridiplantae; Streptophyta; Magnoliopsida; Rosales; Rosaceae.
GCACUGGAGUUGCUCUUGAGUCUCUUCGCUUCCCCUUUCUCCAACUUCUAGGGCUUUCGGAAGCCAAAAGGAAUCCGCGCCAUAUCCUCAGUAUAUAGAAGAAGAAGAUCAUGCCCGGGCCCACCUUGGAGAUGGAACCAGUGGAGCCACAGUCGCUGAAGAAGCUCAGUCUCAAAUCCCUCAAACGAUCCCUCGAUCUCUUCUCCCCCGCCCAUGGCGAACUCCCCCCUCCCGACCCCGAGAGUAAAAGAAUUCGCAUGAGUCACAAGAUAAGCAUGGAAUAUGGAGGAAUUCAACCCACACCUAGCCAAAAACCACCUCGCCGGGCUGAGUCUGUUGCACCGGUAACUGGUUCUGAAGGGCCUUCCAAUGCCCUUGCCCUUACAGAUUCUAAGGAUGCGCAGACGAGAGGAGCUCAAAAUUCUUUGGUUGUCGGUCCUUCUGCACCAAGGGCACUGAAUACUGUUGGUAUUUCGGGUAAAGGCACUUUAGCUGUUUCUGCUCCAGGGUCAUCUGAAAGGUUUUCAACAUCGGCCAUGAUGGAAAGGAUUUCCAGCAGAUGGCCACGUCCUGAUUGGCAUGCUCCUUGGAAAAUCUACAGAGUCAUUAGCGGCCACUUGGGAUGGGUACGAGCUAUUGCCUUUGAUCCAAGUAAUAAAUGGUUCUGCACUGGCUCAGCAGACCGUACUAUCAAGAUUUGGGAUGUUGCAACUGGAACUCUACAACUGACAGUGACAGGACACAUCGAGCAAAUAAGAGGCCUUGCGGUUAGCAGCAGGCAUACCUAUAUGUUCUCUGCUGGAGAUGACAAACUAGUUAAAUGCUGGGAUCUUGAACAGAAUAAGGUUAUCCGUUCAUAUCAUGGUCAUCUAAGUGGUGUUUACUGCUUGGCUCUUCAUCCCACUCUUGAUGUUUUACUUACCGGGGGACGUGAUUCUGUGUGCCGGGUUUGGGAUAUUCGAAGCAAGAUGCAAGUUCAUGCGUUGUCAGGCAUGACAACACAGUUUGUUCCGUUUUUUACUCGACCAACAGAUCCACAAGUUGUUACUGGCUCUCACGACACAACCAUCAAGUUCUGGGACCUUAGAUAUGGAAAAACAAUGUCAACUCUGACGCACCAUAAAAAGUCUGUGCGUGCAAUGGCCCAGCAUCCUAGAGUAAGUGCCAAUUCAUGUACUUUUAUAGCCAAGGGAGGAAAGCGAACUUACCUGACUGACCAAAAUCACAGGCUCAGUAGCAUACAUGAUCGCCAACCAGGAUUCAGAAGGAUUCGUGUCAUCGACAUGAUUGUGGUGAAAUGGCCUCAGCAUCCGAGUCAAGCUCCCACCAUCUGCCAGUAUCAUCCUUCGCAAAUUUUCAUUCACAUGCACGCACGCGCGCAAAAACACACCAACAAAAACUUUGAUUUCCUCGUCCUCACUCGCAGCAUCAACCUCACCAUUCCAGUUAUGCAAACUUUGUUCUUCCUCUGGCUU